CAAAAGAAAGACUCAUAACUGCAGACUCUUUGACUUCCUUCCCUUUCUUUUUCUAUCUAUUUAUUUAUAUAUUCCUGUCACCUGCUUUGUAAGUAAGCUAACGGUCUCUGCAAAUUACAACAUCGAUCCCUCCAAUCACUGAUUUAUUAUCAUAAAGAAGCUCGAUUUAUUUCCCGCCAAACUUAAUCCAACCAUGAAUCGUGAUCCUGGUCGAGGUCGAGGACGAGGACGAGAUCUAGGUGGAGGUCGAGGACGAGAUCGAGGUCGAGGUCAAUGGCGCAGUCCCGGAGGAGGCGAGCAUUGGGUUCCCAAUGGGAGAUCUUCGGAUCCUUCUUCCCACAGUAACUACUCUGUUGGAGCAGAUGAGUCUUCUUCUGAUGAGAAACCUUUUAGCAACAGAGGAAGAAACUCGCAGCGGAAUUCACGAGGGUGGUUUCCAAGUUAUCCCAACAGCACGGGUAACAUUUUUUGGUCUUCUUCUGAUGAGAAACCUUUUAGCAACAGAGGAAGAAACUCGCAGCCGAAUUCACGAGGGUGGUUUCCAAGUUAUCCCAACAGUGCGGGUAACAUUUUUUGCCAGAGGGAACCAUUAGAAAAUAAGUCAUUAGAAGAUAGCAUGUCCAGUACGGGAAGGAUCCUGCACGACCGAAGUGCUCCCAGUUGCAGCAGUAUUGGGUCAAAUCAGUCAGAUUGUUCUGUGGCUUCAAAUUCAGUUAACAAGGGCGAUUCUGCAUUGAUGCCAGCUAUUUCAGGUUCUGGGGAUAUGAAGUCUGAUAUUGUUAGCGCUCCCUUGGAAAAGGGAGCAAAGGAUGGUGCAAUGCACCCUGAUUUCUGUCUCAAAUUGAAUAGUACUGUCCCAUUGCAAAAUCAGAAUGAGUCUCACCUGUCAUUUCAAGCUGGUGCUAAUGACCAGCUUUCACAAGAAAAGGAUCCCAAUAUUGUGGUAUCUGCUGGGGAUUCGGGGUAUUCAGAGCAACAGGCAGUGGUUGAGCCUUUUGAUAUUUGCCUGCCCAAGACUGGAACUACUCUUAAGCUAAAACCUUCUUUGCUUGUGAAGAAUAGAGAAAAGAGGAAUGAUGUUAGACGAGCUGCAGAUGGGGUGAAUGGACGGAUACUAAGAUCGGGGAUGGUUUUACUAAAGAAUUACUUAUCCCUGCAUGAUCAGAUAAAAAUAAUAAAGCUAUGCCGAGAUAUUGGUCUGGGUCCUGGAGGUUUCUACCAACCAGUUUACCGUGAUGGUGGAAGAAUGCAUUUGAAAAUGAUGUCCCUUGGUAGAAGUUGGGACCCUGAUAGAGGUAAGUAUUUAGAACAUCGGCCAGUUGAUGGUGCCAAGGCACCCAUUUUUCCUAGUGACUUCCAUCCGCUGGUUGAGAGAGCAAUCAAAGAUUCCCAUGCUCUUAUAGAAAUAAAUUGUAAAUCUACAGCUGCUGAAGACAUUCUACCACCAUUGUCACCUAACAUCUGUGUCGUAAACUUUUACUCAGAAAGUGGGCGGCUUGGUCUUCAUCAGGAUAAAGAUGAAAGUCCAGAGAGUCUGCGCACAGGAUUACCUGUGGUUUCCUUUUCCAUAGGAGAUAUAGGAGAAUUCCUAUAUGGUGAUCAGAGGGAUGUUGAGAAGGCAGAAAAGGUUAAGUUGGAAUCCGGGGAUGUACUGAUCUUUGGCGGGAUGUCUCGACAUAUUUUUCAUGGUGUAAGUUCUGUUCAACCAAAGACUGCCCCGGCGGCCCUGCUUGAUGAAACAAAUCUCCGUCCAGGUCGUCUAAAUCUCACUUUCCGUGAGUAUUGAAGACCAUAAAUAUACUAUGAGUUGUUUCUAGUGAUUGUACACAUGACAGUUCUGUUGUGUCCCCCCGCUUAGUUUUGUUGCGAAGCCAUCAAUACUCGUGGAUACAAUCUAAAAAACUACCUUUUUUAAUCUGCUGACUAGGGCAUACGAAAGCAUCCCAUACGUGUGGAGAUAUAGUUGGGCUGUUUGUAAGCUCUUAACUACAAUGUUAUUUAAAAUUUAAUACACUAUUGGUUUUUGUUUAGUUUUA
Molecule: messenger RNA, 2036 nt
Organism: Populus trichocarpa (black cottonwood)
Lineage: Eukaryota; Viridiplantae; Streptophyta; Magnoliopsida; Malpighiales; Salicaceae
Exons: 6
Coding region: 194-1786 (530 amino acids)
Biological process (GO): oxidative RNA demethylation
Cellular component (GO): cytoplasm; nucleus
Molecular function (GO): oxidative RNA demethylase activity; broad specificity oxidative DNA demethylase activity; ferrous iron binding
Source: RefSeq, a predicted model, not a curated record